UCACCCGUUCACAUUAGUCGUCAGCGACUGUGGUUCGGCUAGAACAGAGUUUUUCACUUAUAUUUCUGUGUAUAGAAGGAAAAUAAUAUCAUAUAUCGCAUGUGUACUAUAUUAUAUGUGUGUAUGUGUACAAAAAAAAAUAAAAAUCAAUACAAUACUUUUCUUUUGAAGCAAAAAUUAGACAGGAAAUCAUGCAAUAAAGCCAUGUUUUCACAAAGAUAAACACAAUAUAACAUAAAAUGUGUGUGAAAAUUACAAAUCCUUUGGAAAUAAUUUCGUAGAUAAUUGUCGCGAGUACUGCGCUACGGAAAAAUAUAAAAAUGGUGAAAUCGAAUUAGAGGAAAAUGAUUUGACACAGAAAAAAUCCCAAGAAGUGCAAAUAAUAAAAAAAAACACCUGACACUUUCCACAUUUUCCAUCGCAUCAUUUAUUUAAAAAUAAAUUCAAAGUCAUUUGAUUUGCAAAAUUCACAGCAACCAGCAUUUCUGACGACAAAAAUGAAUAAAUUUCUGUUAUCAUUUCAUUAAAAAAAAAAACGAAUAAAGUGUAAUUCUACCAAAUAGAAAAAAAAAUCAUUUGCGAAAUUAUCGUUGUCGUUUAAUGUGAAUCAUCGUUAAAAAAAACCUACAAUUACAUAUGCAAAUUAGCUGAAAAAUUAUAACAUUACAAAGUUCAUGGAAAUUUUACAAAAUUUAUUUUACUGAUAAGUGCCCUGAUCGUAAAAUUUUAGAUUCAUUUCGUAAAAUGACAAAUUGCCAUUGUUUAUCAGCGAAGUAAAUUUGAGGAAUAAAACAGUUGUUUUUUUUUUAAGGAAAAAGGCACUUCACACCUUCGCAAGGAACAAAAACCCUCAUAUUUUGAGUUUUUCGUGUUAACGUAAACAAGCAAUAUGAUUGAUCCAAGCUCAUCCGAAGAGGAAGAUGAUGAUGGAACAGUUGCCCGUCCACCAACCAAGCCUCCACACAUGCAAGCGGGCCACAAAGGUCCACCAGCAGGAGUCCGUAUCGAGCAUGCAAACGGUCAUGGGCCACACCAUGCAUCGCCAAUGCGUCAUCCCGGUGCGGAAAUGGCCAAAAGUCAUCCGACGCAUCCCAAUCGGGACACGUCACUUCGCAAGGAUAAUGUACAAAGUGAUUCUAGUGGUAGCUUAGCACCGGGACCUUCAUUACCUCGCACGCCAUCGCCAUCAAGUACAUUGUCACAGGAUACUGCAGAUGUUGGAGGUGCUUCUGCCGUUUCGCAACGACAUGGGUCAUUUGCGCGAUCCAAUUCUCCAACUCCAUCAAUGACAAGCGAUAAAAAUGAAGUUCAAGAUCCACAUGAAACGCAAGAACGCGCGGAAGAAGAUCGCAAACGGCGUAUUCAGUUGUAUGUCUUUGUGACACGUUGCAUUACAUAUCCCUUUAACGCAAAACAGCCGACGGACAUGACGAAACGCCAAUUGAAAAUAACCAAACAGCAAUUAGACACAAUCAUAGGUAGAUUCGUAUCGUUUUUGAAGGGCGAAACUAACAUAAUGGCGGAUGAAGCCUUUCAAAAUGCGGUACAAAGUUAUCAUGAUGUCUUUCUGAAAUCGGAACGCGUGGUACGCAUGGUGCAGUCCGGAUGUUGUACGCAGCACGAUUUCCGCGAAGUCUUUAAAAACAACAUUGAGAAACGAGUGAGAUCACUGCCGGAAAUUGAUGGAUUGAGCAAGGAAACAGUUUUGACCUCUUGGAUGGCUAAAUUCGAUUGCAUUCUUAAAGGAACAGGCGAUGAAGAAACAAAACGUCCUACAAGAAUGCAACAGCCACUAAAUAGUGAAUCCAUUCUGACUAAAGAACAAUUGUAUGACAUGUUCCAGCAAAUUUUAGGGGUCAAAAAAUUCGAACAUCAAAUUCUCUUUAAUGCACUGAUGCUUGACUCUGCGGACGAGCAGGCUGCCGCUAUCAGACGAGAACUAGAUGGACGGAUGCAGAGAGUGUCUGAGAUGGAGCGCAACCGAAAACUGAUGCCAAAGUUCGUGCUGAAGGAAAUGGAGUCACUCUACAUCGAGGAGCUGAAGUCAUCCAUCAAUUUGCUUAUGGCAAAUCUGGAAUCAUUACCGGUAUCAAAAGGUCUAGAUUCUAAACAUGGACUUCUUAAAAUCAAACGUUAUAAUCACAACAGUGUUUUUAACAAAUUCAGAUCCCAGGGAUCUUUAGCAAAGAUAGAGGGGGAUUCGGCAGACGGCGAUACGCACCUCACAAAGCAAGAUGUUGUUCUAACAUUUAGUUUAGAGGUGGUGGUGAUGGAGGUAAAGGGUUUAAAAUCGCUCGCACCGAAUCGCAUUGUCUACUGUACAAUGGAAUUGGAAAAGGGAGAAAAGCUACAAACGGAUCAGGCGGAGGCAUCGAAACCAAUGUGGGACACACAAGGAGACUUUACCACAACGCAUCCACUUCCAGUAUUAAAGGUUAAAUGUUACACGGAAAAUCCGGGAAUGUUAGCUCUUGAGGAUAAAGAGCUAGGAAAAGUGUUGCUGAGACCGACGCCGUCUGUCAAUAAAGGCCCAGAGUGGCAUAAAAUGACCGUGCCAAAAAGUCUUCCGGACCAAGACUUACGCAUCAAGAUUGCUUGUCGCAUGGACAAACCGCUCAAUAUGAAACAUUGUGGAUUUUUGUAUGCGAUCGGGAAAUCUUGCUGGAAAAAAUGGAAACGACGAUUUUAUGUGCUCGUCCAGGUCUCGCAAUACACAUUUGCCAUGUGCUCCUAUAAAGAAGUCAAAUCUGAGCCGUCAGAAAUGAUGCAACUCGAUGGUUAUACUGUGGAUUAUAUUGAACAAGCAAGUGCUAGCCUUAUGUUUGGUGUUGAUUUGGAUGGUGGAAAGUACUUUAUAAAUGCCGUCCGUGAAGGUGAGACCGUUUUGUUCGCAUGUGAUGACGAAAAUGAAUGUAGCUUAUGGGUAAUGGCACUAUAUCGAGCCACGGGUCAAUCACACAAACCCACGCCACCCGUCUCACAAAAUUCUGCCUUUGCCAAAGUCGCAGGUGAUGAUAAAGCUAAGAAGCAUGGCAUGGAGGAAUUCGUUACCGCUGAUCCUUGUACAUAUGAUCACGCAUCAUUAUUCAAAUUGUUACAAAAUGCCACAUUAGAUUAUAGGUUGAAUGAUCCGUAUGCCUCUUUGGGCUGGUUUAGUCCGGGGCAAGUAUUCGUUUUGGACGAAUACUGUGCAAGAUAUGGCGUCCGCGGAUGUUACCGUCACAUUUGUUAUCUUUCUGAUUUACUGGAUCGCGCCGAGAAAAACAACAUGAUAGAUCCUACUUUAAUUCAUUUCUCAUUUGCAUUCUGUGCUAGUCAUGUACAUGGAAAUCGUCCUGAUGGUGUUGGUAGUAUAACUCACGAGGAAAAGGAGAAAUUCCAAGAAAUAAAGGAACGAUUACGUGUCUUAUUAGAAUAUCAAAUAACUAAUUUUAGAUUUUGUUUCCCAUUUGGAAGACCAGAAGGUGCUUUAAAAGCAACGCUCUCUCUAUUGGAGCGUGUUCUCAUGAAGGAUAUAUGUUCACCUGUCCCCCCGGAAGAAGUUAGGUCGACGAUUAAAAAAAGUCUAGAAACAGCGGCCUUAGUUAACUAUACAAAAUUAUCUGGUGAAGCAAAAAUUGAGGAGGAUUUGCGCGGUGAUCAUGAUGUCCCUCCGGCUAAAAAGCUCGAAGAUUUAAUCCAUUUAGCCGAACUUUGUGUGGAUCUAUUGCAACAAAAUGACGAACAUUACGCAGAGGCCUUUGCUUGGUUUAGCGACUUAAUAGUAGAGCAUGCAGAAAUAUUUUGGUCAUUGUUUGCUGUUGACAUGGAUCGUAUAUUGGCCGAACAGCCUCCAGAUACGUGGGACUCGUUUCCACUGUUCCAAAUAUUAAACGAUUAUUUGCGAACCGAUGAUAAUCUUAAAAAUGGACGUUUUCACGCCCAUUUACGAGAUUGUUUUGCACCAUUAGUUGUACGGUAUGUUGACUUGAUGGAGUCAUCUAUCGCACAAUCGAUACACAAAGGUUUUGAAAAGGAGCGUUGGGAGAGUAAAGGAAACGGUUGCGCCACUUCAGAAGAUCUCUUUUGGAAAUUAGACGCAUUACAGUCUUUCAUACGUGAUUUACACUGGCCAGAUGCCGAAUUCCGAACACACUUAGAGCAAAGACUUAAGAUGAUGGCUAGCGACAUGAUCGAUUCGUGUAUCCAGCGCACCGAUGGCUCAUUUCAGAGUUGGUUGAAAAAGACAGGGGUCCCAUUUAUAUCCACAGACUACAUUGUACCCACAGAAAUGUGUGCAAUGGUCAAUGUGAUGUUAGAUGCCAAAAAUCAAUCAUUUAAACUUUGUUCGGUUGAAGGAAUAGAUUUGUAUCAAUUCCAUGCAAAAAUCGACAAACUGAUUGAUACGACAAUGAAUUCUAUGACUGAGGGGUUAAUUCAUAAGUUGAUGAGUGUGUUAGAAGGAUCAUUAUCUAAAUUAGGACGAUAUGAUGAAGGAAGUCUGAUUGGUUCACUUAUGAGUUUUGCGAAUGUAUCUGGGUCUGGCAAAGAUGUUGGUCAAAGUUACGUUAGUUUCAUGCGUAACAAUAUGGACCAGAUUCGCGGAAAGAUAACAGAUGAACUAUGGAUUUUGACAUUCUUCGAAAACUGGUAUGCUCAACAAAUAAAUAUGCUGUGUAACUGGCUUUCUGAGCGAAUGGACCACGGCCUGCAUUACUAUCAAUGUGCAGCACUCUCACAUAUCGUUAAAAAAAUUUAUUCAGAUUUUGAGUUACAAGGUGUCAUGGAGGACAAACUAAACUCCAAAGCGUAUCAAACGGUGGCCAAUCGAAUGCAAGCUGAAGAGGCAACUUGUCAAAUGUCCAUGCCUGAAGGAGAUGAUGAUGGAGAUGACAGAGAGCCUAGAGAAGUAGGAGAAGAAGAUGAAGAAGGAGAAGACUUUGCAAACGGAGAAGAUGAAGCAGCCAAGCCAAAAAUCAAGAUAAUGGAAAAGAUCAGCGGAGAAGAUGGCAAUGUUUUAUCAAAUGUAGGAAAUUUGGUCAAAGGAUCUGUAGGAAAUGUCCUUGGCAAAGGUCUUGGUGGAUUAGGUGGACUGGGCAAACUUGGUGGUGGCAGUUGGUUCUAAUAUUUAGCAAAAUUUGUGAUUCAAAAAACUACAUCCUUAACCGUGUUCUUCUUCUAUUGCUAUUAUUACCAUCUCUAUUUCUCUAAAAUAAUAAGAGUAGAAAUAAUUAUAAUAGUACGAUUAUUCCGACUCACAAUAAUAUCGAUCAGAUGAUAUAAUUGAUAACGAAAAAAAUUGAAACAUACUAAAAGAAGCAUAUCUUGCCCAAAUUAAUAAACUAAACUCACAAAAUCCACCACAAAGCCACUUAAAUGUAGUUUAGAGACCAAACCCAUCUAUUUCAUAUAUGCGAAAAACAUAUUUUGAAUGUCAUUUACUGCGUUGGUUCUUCUUAUAUAAUAUAUAUAUACAGACACACAUUUAUGAGACAAACAUACCUACAAUAUAUGUAUUAUUCAAAGCUAUUACUUUUUGACGUAUAAUAAGAAUGCGAAGAUUUGCUUUGUAUUGAAAGAAAGAAUUUUUCCGAGUUGCAUUGUUAUCUUUUACAUAAAAAAUACGUCCUACAAAAGCAUCUAAAAACCAGUUAAAAUUGUUGAUCUUGUAGAACUUACGAAAAAAAAAUCGUUCAAAACAAUAUUAAAUCGUUAUUAAAUUUCAAACAUGUUACAAAAAAAGCACAGGCUCUUAUCUUUAUAUCCUGUAAGAAGCCUCUCUAUCUAAGCUAAAAUCCUUUACUAAUAGUUUAGAUAGAUACUUAAAUCAAAGAAAAUAUCUUAAGACACGAUAGAACAAUCCUUAAAUAUCCUAUUAACUUUACACAAGAAGAAUUCCCCACAGAAUGCGAGUCAAUCAUGAGAUAAAUAACAUGUAAUGUAUAAGAAAAGAAAUAAAGGAUAAGAAUUUACAUAAGAAAAUAUAUUAAAGACGAAGAAAAAUAUUUUGCGAAGAAUGUAAUUUAACGAAACUUUGGCGACAGGCCGAAUAUACUUAGACAAAUAACAUCAUUAUGUUUUUAUUCAUCUUAAUAAUCACAUAAUAAGUAAAUUAUUUUACUCUUUUAUGCACUAUUUGAAUCUUUUGAGUUUUCUAACACAAAUACAUAGAGCUUAGACGCAGCGCAUAUACAAUCUUAUACCCACUCAUACUUCAACUCACUAAAAAUCAGCUUAUUCUCUUCUUUAGUACAAAAAUUAUUAUAAAAAAUACUAAAAUGGAUAUUAUGACAUAAAAAAAUACGUUUAUUCUAUCACAUCUAUCUAAAAAAAAAGUUAUAUUUUUGCUAAAAACGCAAGUAUUUAAUGAUACACUAUGAUAAUAAAACACAUAUUAACACUAACAAAUAAUUAUGGAAAAAAAAAUAUGAUUUUCAAGUUUUAGUGACUAUCUUUCAAAUAUGAUUGAGACAGGAUAGUCAG
Culicoides brevitarsis is the source of this 6462-nucleotide messenger RNA. RefSeq names its product calcium-dependent secretion activator (gene Cadps). Gene Ontology annotation, biological process: synaptic vesicle exocytosis; dense core granule exocytosis. The transcript is spliced from 21 exons. NCBI's taxonomy places the organism in Eukaryota, Metazoa, Arthropoda, Insecta, Diptera, Ceratopogonidae. The record is from RefSeq and is a predicted model, not a curated record. Bases 890 to 5104 code for a protein of 1404 amino acids.